Messenger RNA from Corapipo altera (White-ruffed manakin), 2186 nucleotides. It is a transcript of the gene CUNH1orf216, whose product is annotated as chromosome unknown C1orf216 homolog. The transcript is spliced from 2 exons. The record is from RefSeq and is a predicted model, not a curated record. The coding region runs from base 55 to 867 and encodes 270 amino acids. NCBI's taxonomy places the organism in Eukaryota, Metazoa, Chordata, Aves, Passeriformes, Pipridae.
GGCUGGGACCGGGGCCGGAGCGGGGCUGGGACCGGGCGGCAGGACACCGGCGAGAUGUUUGCUGUGUGCCCGGCCAACGCCCCGUUCCGGCAGGGCCGGGGGGCCCCGGCGCUGGGCACGGCCAUCCCGGGGGCCGGGCACGGGCAGGACUCCAACUCCAACUUCGUGGGAGAGGUGUGUGACAGCAACGAGAACUGGAGCCGGCCAGCGCCGGGGUCCGCGCCGGAGGAGGGCUCCAGCCAGAGCGAAAACACCACAAAUCCGUCCGAUAAUCUGCUGUUAUUAAUGCAGAGACAGAUGGUCCAGGGCCGGCUUACGGACACCGCCCUGGGCCCGCGGGUCCCCGAGCAGGGGGUGCGUAGCCCCCCCGAGGGAGCAGAGGUCGGAGGGGCCGGGGGGCAAAACGCUGCCGAGGAGGCGACCGGGGGAUGUGUCAAAGCCCCGAGCUCCCCCGCAGAGGACAACGGCUACGCCAGCAGCUCCCUGAGCAUCGACAGCCCCGACAGCGCCUGCAGCAGCACCUGGGACCCUCCUGCCUCUGCCCCCAGAGCUGGGAGCCCCCCUGAGCCGGGCAUGGCCGAGCCCGAGCCGGGGCCCCUCUUGCCGGCGCUGGCAGAGGCUGUGCAGCACCUCCAGGACAAGGAGCGCUUCAAGGAGCAGGAGAAGGAGAAGCACCACAUCCAGCUGGUGAUGUACCGGCGCCUGGCCCUGCUGCGCUGGAUCCACGGCCUCCAGCAGAAAGUCGUGGACCAGCAGAACCGGUUGCAGGAGAGUUUCGACACCAUCCUGGAUAACCGCAAGGAGCUCAUCCGCUGCAUGCAGCAGGGCCCGGCCUGCCUGGCUGCCACAGCUGCCCCCGGCCCCUGAGAUGCCACCCCUGAGGUGCCACCCCUGCGGAACCCCCGGCACUGCCCGGCCCAGCCCUCACCCUCUGGCCGGUGUGGUGUUGGCUGGUGGCAUCUCCAUCCUGUGCAAAGCGCUCACCGGGCCCCUGGGUGCCCACCCUGCCCUUCUCAUCUCUCCCUAAUGCAACCAAGAGUCCUGAACACUCAUCUCCAUUUUCCCUCUGCGUGGGAAUUCACUUUGUCCUGUACCCCAUCCUGCUGGGCUGGGUCAACCUCAGGACCUUGGGGUUUGCCGAGCCCUGGGUGACCAGGCUCAUCUUUACAUCUAAUCUAGUCCUUUGUAUGAGCUCGGCUGAGCCCGUGCCAGGAUGGGCCUGUGUGGAAGCUGCAGGGCAGGGAGGGGCCUCAGGGCAGCGAAGCUUCUAAACCUACCUGGGCAAAGCACUUGGGCACCUGCUUCAUCCCCACAUCCCACCUGCACCGGAGUCUCACAGCCCAGCCACUGGGGAAUGUUGCUUGCUGGGGAGAGUGAGGUGUCCUGGGCUGUGUGAGAGAAAAAAGUCAUUCUGAAAAGCGACCUCAGAGUGUUGAAAAGUAAAUUUAAGUGUCAAAUAAUCCAAUGCCAAUGUAUGUUUUUAGUGUCAGUAUUAGAGAAGAGUUAAUUUAGGUCUGUGUGUGUGUGUGUGUGCAGGUCUGUCUGUCGCGGGCGAUGCUCUAACACUGCAUGAUCCCAAAGCUGCUCGUGAACUUGUGCUGUUGGUGUUCAUAUUAAUUUAUCAUUUGAGAGCAAAGAGAGUAUUUUUUUCUAAUUUGCAUUUUAUUCAGCAAGGACUGCAGGACCCAAAGAGCAGUUGUCUUAACUAGAGGUGGAAAAGGAGCUGCUGUGUGUGUUUGCUGUGCUUUGUUGUGUUUCCAUAGGACACACAUUCCUUUUAAGUGCUGAUGUGGAGGAGUGGCAGCAGGACAGCGAGGGUUGGGCUGGAGGGGAUCGUGCUCCCCUUCCUGCCCCACAGCACUGAUUCCAUUUCUCAUUGCAAAAGGAGGGUGAUGAGGGUUCCAGAGCUGCUGUGUCCCGCUGGCCAAACUGCUGCCAGCGGGUAAAGUGAGAAGAUCCACAAAACUCCACCUCCAAAAAUGACAUUUUGGUGGCAAAGGGGACACUCGGCUCAAAUCAACCCGUGCCAGCACUGCAGGAUUCCAGCAGCACCCACAAGGCUCGUGCUGCCCUCGCCGCCCUCCUGCUCACUCACGUCCAGCGCCUGCUGCCUCUGUCAUACCCCACACCCGUGAUCGUGGGCAUGUUGCACACCUUAAUAAAAGCCUUGCAGCUGAAGGAGCCAA